GAUUAUUCUCGCAACCAAAAGAUCCAAAUCCAUAACAUCACGAACCGCGGGAAGACCCACAAUUUUUCAGCUACCGAUUCGAUUCAAGUAAUUGGCUAUUAGUAGGAACACUUUAGGAACCAAGACAAAGAAAAGAGGACACCAUGGUGAAACUCGUACCUGAUCCAUGCGGCUGCUCUGGAAUUGGAUGGACUCCUCCCACCUACUUGGUUUCGGAGGAAGCAACGAUACCCCAAGAUUCCGAGGAUCCUUCCGAAUGCCAACAACAAUACCCGUAUGACGGUGGAGUAGUUUCCAUCCAAACCUAUUCGACCCUGGUGGAGCGUCUAAAGGAGAUAGUCAAAGAUAAUCGAGACUAUAUCGAUGGAUACUACAAUAAAUAUCGCAAGGGAAAAGAGUUCUCUUGGUCGCACUUUAGGAUAUCUUUAACAACGACCAAAAAGGAAACGGAACAAAACACCAGCAAUUCAGAGGAUCCUGAUGAGACAGAAAGGCCAGAGGAUGAAGAAGAAACGGAAGAAAGGAAGGAGAAAAAGAGGCACAAGGCACUGGCCAAGGCUUUGUGUGAUCCAAAGCCCGGCGUCACUCAUGCCUCUCUGCAAAUCUACAUUUCCGCUCAGUCUGGAGAUAUAGCAAGCUCUAGCCAAUGGUGUGAGGAUAUUGAGAUUCACGAGCGGACAGGCCGUCCAGAAGAUCUCAUUGACCUGCUGUUGGAGUGUCAACCAGCACAAUUGGAUUUCAAAUCGAUUGAUCCAUCCCUGGCAGCCUACCUGGCGGAAAAGAUUGCCACAACCAACACUACUAGUUUGCAAGUGAUUGGAAUGGCAGAAUCCUGUGACGAAGGAACGAUUCAAGCCAUGGGUACAAUACUGCAAUCCUGUUGUUCCUCUACAAAUCCACAGACGCUGCGUCUCUAUGAGUGCUACAAUUCCGUUCCAUACCAUUCCAUCCAGUCGGGAUGGGAAGAAGGCUUUCGUUGCAACACUUCCAUUCAGACGCUGGAUCUGGGUCAGGUAGACAUGUCCGAAGAAGGGUUUGCCGAAUUCGUCGCAGCAGGCGUCACACUCCUUCAGAAUCUCAAAGGCCUGGAUCUAUCUGGCACCAAUGGAUUCGUUGACCAUGCAUAUGACAGUAAUCCAAAGCCGCAGCCGCCAUUGGAUCCACUGGUAGAGGCAUUGUCCUCCGCUUCCAAUAAGAAGAGUUCUUUAACUACCAUUAAUUUGAACGGAUGCCGCAUUCCAGAAGAGUUCAUGGACCAGCUGAUGGGCGGCAUAUGCACCCUGUCGUCCUCAUUGAAGGAUCUGAACCUAUCCCAAACCAAGUGCGGAAGCAAUGCACUGGCUGCCGUGGGUGACAUGCUACAGAAGGAUGGCUGCGCUCUCGAAGUGUUGGAUUUGACGUCGUUGGAUUCCCCCAAGCAAGCCAUCAACGUAUCAUCCAUCAUCCGUGCUCUGUCAAAGAAUGCAUCUCUCACCACUCUCAAGAUUGGUGGAAACGAACAACCUGCAGGUGGAAUGAAAGAACUAGCAGAAGCCUUGAGCAAGAACACCUCACUCGCCAAUUUACACCUGGACACCGUCUACAGCAUUGAUGAUGGCUUUAAGAUAUUCUUUUCGAUGCUUUCCACCAUGAAAGGUCUGGUCCUGUUGGAUAUUUCAGACAAUGCCAUGACGGAUGAGGCAUUGGAGAUCCUAAUCAGCCAGCUCGAGUCGGCCUCGGAUGAACUGUCGAUUCGACAAAUUGAAGCCACGGAUAUGCAAUCGUCCGAGUCAGCCCUCGAGAGAUUAUCCAAAGCGGUGUCCACUGGAUCCAUCACCGUCAAUGUUUCCGAGCUGGAAGGGUGGGAAACGACCGAUUCCUUGCUUUUGGUACCCGAAAACUGCAAUGACAUUGUAGUGCCUCCGAAACGGUAUGGAGAGGGCACCAAUCACGUUGGGACGGUUGCCUUUAUGACAGAAUUCUUGAAGAAUAAGAUUGCAACAUUCACCAAGAAAGAAGGGAAGCAACCAUCGGAUCUCGCUGUUUCUAUGGGGUCGUUGGAUUCGGAAGAACUUGGUGUUCGCGUUGGGUGGACAGAACACGGAGAAGACUUGCCACUCACUAUUCGUGACGGCAGGGUGGAGGAUUUUGCAAAGGUCCUUGUAUCCCUUGGCGUUUCUGCUUUCCACCUCGAAGGGGAGCUACCUGACUCGCUCUUGGUCGCGCUUCAGCAAGAUAUCUUCGCUGCAGCCUGCACAGGUCUCACCCUCGAUGAUAUGAUUGUCACAAAGACUGUGUUAGGGUUAUUGAAGAACUUGUUGUGGUGCUCUAAAGACUUUGAAUCCCUGGAGCUACGUAGAAUCUCCAACCAUGAAGAAGAUUUUCCGCCAGACUCAGUUUCCGAGAGCUCUGACGAAAAGCUCCCAGAGGGGGCCUUGAAGGCAAUGAAGACCUUGAAGCUUGAACGAUUGAAGCUGGCACAUCCAGUAACGACCGUAGUGAGGGAGAUCCUUUUGUCUGCGACAGCACUUGAGAAGUUGGAGUUCAAAUGUAUUGGGGGUGAUGAUGAUGAACCUCCACCAACCCAUAAUAUCAUUGGUCCAGACGAGGCACUGCCGACGGGUUCUCUGAGUGCUCUGAAAGUCGUCACUCUGGAUUCGGUGAAGAUUACGAAUCCGGUUGCAUUGCUGCUGAAGGCAAUUCUGUCUUCUUCGUCGUCAGCGCUUGAGCUGAUCAAAUUGAGCAAUGUCAAAUGUGAUGACCUAGAGCCUGCCAAAAUAGUUGGGCAGGGGUAUGCGAAGAACCGUUCGGUUCGAACUGUAGAGUUCCAGUCCGUGGACGAGGGUAUAUCCGAUGCAAUCCAGGCAGCUCUGCUGACGGGCCUGGCAAGUCUGAACAACUUGGAAGACUUGGAAUUGAAGCUACAGGUUUGCGGAAACGAGACAGUGGAGGCACUGGCCUCUAUCGUUGGAACAAGCAAGAGUCGAAAGCUCUCGAUAUUGUUUGGUUACUCGUGUGGUUCAGUCGACAUCACACCUAUCUCUCUCCGGCUAGCAAAGAAUACAUCAAUGUUGGAGCUGUCCGUUUUGACCGAAGGGAAGUACUUGGCUGAUCCCGGUGUUGCUUCGCUUGGUCAGGCCUUGGCGGAAAACACAACACUUGAAACGUUCCAUGUUGUUGUCCCCAACUUAACCUUUGAUGGGGCAAGCGUGUUUUAUAGUCACCUUGGAUCCAUGAAAGGCUUGAAGCACUUGCACUUUGACGGAAACUAUAAAGGAAAAGCCAGGGAUAGUAGCACGCUCUCCGAUACAGCCUUGGAGGCAUUCGUUCAGGGUUUGACUGCCAAUUCAAGUAUCCAGGAACUCUCCGCAGACUAUGCUUACUGGGAAGCUGCUGAAGUCAAUGCUGGUAUUAUCAAACUACUUCAAUCGAGCCUUCCAACCACACUAACUUCCAUUGCAAUGAAGAUGUGGGGAGGUAUCAAUGACGACCAUGCUCAAGAUAUUCAGCAUCUUUUUGGUGCCAUGGCGACCAACACAACAAUUACCAAUCUUGCCAUUGAGUUUGACUGCGACCAGACACUAGACGAGCUGGGCAAGGCUUUGAUUCAGAAUUCCAAAUUGGAAACUCUUGUUGUCACAUGCUCUUACCUGAGCAAGGAAAGUGUGGACAAGUUUGCCAAGUCGCUCUGUGACAAUGGCACAUUGAAGCACCUUCGCUUCAACGUGCGUGAUGAAGAAGUCAAACAAUUGCUGGUGGAUUGCACUAAAGAGACAUCCAUCAAAUUGGCAGUCGCUGAAAACGCACGCGAUUCGGGCCUAGUUGACUUUGUCAUGCCCGCCAUGCCGGAUCUCCUUGACCCCGUCGCGGAUUAGGAUAUCGUCGUUCGAGGUGGACCUUCGGUUAUAGAGGAGCGAAGAUGCUGCGAUGGAAGUGGGUGCAUGGGAACUAUUAGACGAAGUUUCUCCUACCCUUCUUGCAUGCUUGCGCUCAUGUGUUUGGCUCAAAGCUCUCUCUUGUGGGUAACUUUAUAGCAUACGUACAGAAUCCAAGAAGAGUCUAUUAUCAAAGUCAACUUCACUAAUAGCA
Molecule: messenger RNA, 4068 nt
Organism: Seminavis robusta
Lineage: Eukaryota; Bacillariophyta; Bacillariophyceae; Naviculales; Naviculaceae
Source: the annotation of a GenBank genome assembly